Messenger RNA from Syzygium oleosum, 1332 nucleotides. RefSeq names its product aspartic proteinase CDR1. Gene Ontology annotation, molecular function: aspartic-type endopeptidase activity. The transcript has a single exon. The record is from RefSeq and is a predicted model, not a curated record. NCBI's taxonomy places the organism in Eukaryota, Viridiplantae, Streptophyta, Magnoliopsida, Myrtales, Myrtaceae. The coding region runs from base 1 to 1332 and encodes 443 amino acids. Gene Ontology annotation, cellular component: extracellular region. Gene Ontology annotation, biological process: proteolysis.
AUGGCGACGCCUGAUGAGCUAUCGCGUCCUCUUUGCAGCGCCGCCCUCCUAGUCCUUCUCUGUCUACUGGAAUCCGCUGUUGGCAGAAGCGGCGGGUUCACUGCCGACCUGAUACACCGCGAUUCGCCGUCCUCUCCAUUCCACGACCCCUCCGCAACUCACUCUGACCGCAUGCGCAGUGCAGCCUGGCGCUCGAUCUCUCGUGCACGUCGCGUCUGGGCCAGAGAUAGUUUGAAUAUUCAAUCCGAGAUGACCUACAGUGGUGGCGAAUACUACAUGAAGGUGUCGAUCGGGUCACCUCCCUUUGAGACGCUCGCGAUCGCCGACACGGGUAGCGACCUCUCGUGGACACAAUGCGAGCCUUGCAUUGAAUGCUACCGCCAAAAUCCGCCAAUCUUCGACCCGCGGAACUCCUCCACGUACGAAACUGUCCAAUGCCUCACGAGGUUGUGCCAGUCCUUGGACGGGGUCAGGUGUGGCGGUGACGAUGGAGGCGUGUGCAAGUACAAUUACACAUACGGCGACGGGUCCUUCACAAGUGGUGACAUGGCUGUGGAGACCUUCAGGAUGGGAACACCCCCCGGCGGCACGAUCACCGUCCCGAGGAUUGCUUUCGGAUGUGGCUACAACAACGGUGGCAUCUUCGCCGAUGCCGGCUCAGGCAUUAUCGGUCUCGGCGGCGGCCCCUUCUCGUUGAUCUCCCAAAUGGAGGGCUCCAUCGGUGGCCAAUUCGGCUACUGCCUCGUCCCUGUGUUUAGUAAAGGCACGAGCAAAAUCAGCUUCGGCAAGGACGCUGCGGUCUCUGGCCCGGGUGCCGUCUCGAUACCUCUUGUCUCAGAAAGCCCUGACACGUACUACUAUGUAAACCUAGAAGGCUUCAGCGUCGGAAAAGCAAGGUUCUCAUAUGGCGACAACUCCGUCGGAUCAGAAGCCAAGGAGUCCGAAAAAGUCGCGAACAUGAUGAUUGAUUCCGGGACGACCCUAACAUUCAUGCCGUCUCAAUUCUUCCAUAACCUGGAGAGCGCCGUGGCUGAGGCCAUCCCCUUGCCAAGAGUCCCAGACCCCCACGGCAUGCUCGACCUCUGCUACAGGAGCCCGGGAGGCGAGAUCGAUGCGCCGGUCGUGACGCUACAUUUCGCAGGCGGCGCUGAUAUGGCACUGAACACGGUCAACACGUUCGCGCAGUUCGCACAGGAUCUGGUGUGCUUCACGAUAACGCCAACGGACAGCGUGCCAAUACUCGGGAACCUCGCACAGAUGGAGUUCAAGGUUGGGUUCGACUUGCGGAAGAGGAUGGUGUCGUUCAUGGCCACGGAUUGCACAGCGCAGUGA